Messenger RNA from Dimorphilus gyrociliatus, 3436 nucleotides. Lineage: Eukaryota; Metazoa; Annelida; Polychaeta; Dinophilidae. The record is from the annotation of a GenBank genome assembly.
AAUGACCCCCACAGCUAGCUGCGAUAAUCUAUCGGGUAAAACUAAUAAGAAAAGUCUUGAAAAACUACAAGUAUUGGGCGAACCUACCAGAAGAUGGAGUACUGCUGAAUGUCCUAGUAAAGGACUUCAGAGAACUCAUCAUUUGCCUGCAUUACGGCACAACACAGAAAGCUUAAAGAGCACACCUAGACAAUCUAUGAAUCCAAGUCUUUUAGCUAAACAGUUAACGUCUAUGGGAUUUAAUAACAAAGCCGACUCGUCCUUGGACAAUUUAUUGACAGUUGAUUCAUAUUUAUCAGGUCAAAAGGUUCCACAUCAAGGACUCUAUAGACAAUCGACGAGUAUUUUACCUGUCCAACAGAAUUCAAUACAUCGCCAAAGUACUCAAUUCUUUCACAGAAAGAGGUUUGAUAAAUCAAGCCCAACUCCCGAAAUUAAAUCUGCAAGAAGUCCUACUAUUAUACUUAAUGAAAAAUCUCCUCUGCCUUAUCACGAAGAAGAAAGCUCCCAUAGCGAAAAUAUCUGUAAAUCAACUAUUGACAAUGAAGUAGCAGUAACAGUUGCAGAAGAAACGCCUGCUGAAGAAACAGCAACAAUAGGACCCGUUGUUCACGAGGAAUUUUCUACUCUAUUCGAACUUCAGUUGGCAGACGUUCGUAAGGCUUUAGAAAGAAAAGAAGAUAGAAAGGAACUAUUAUUAAACAAGAAUAUUAGCGAAGAAAGAAUGAAUGUCCUCCGCGGAAAAUGCGAUAAUCUUCCUCCUAUCCCUACAGGUCAAGUGCGAUUGUAUUUGAGUGGAAGUGUGACAGAUAUGAAAACUGAACGAUUGGGAAUUUUAAAGGCAUCACAAAAAGUUGCAACUUUUUGUAGGAGAGCUGGAAUUGAUUUUCACAUUGUUGAUUUAAGAUGGGCAAUCACUGCUGAUGCUCAAAAUGAGCAUAAUCUUACUGACUUAAUGAAAGAAGAGCUAUUGAGAUGCAAAAGAUUAAGUAUAGGACAUCAUUUUGCGUGCCUUCUGGGUAGUAAAUACGGCUAUAGGCCUUUGCCUAGCCGAAUAUGUGAGAAUCAUUGGGAGAUUAUAAAAAAAUUUACAAAGGAUAAAAGCUUUGAACAUUGGAAUCUAAUGCAAGAUUGGUAUCUGUUAGACGAAAAUAAUAUUCCACCUGUUUAUAUUCUUCAGCCGAUCAACAGCAAAUUGCAGUACUUCUUGGAUUCAGAUAUAGAAAAUGCAGACUUUCGUGAAAGAGAUCGAAAGGAAUGGCGUCAAAUAUAUCUAAAAAUAAGACAGCUAUUGGUUAGAGUAUCAACUCUGGCUCAUGCUGAGGGACUUUUUUCCGAUGAAGUUCGUAGAUCUUAUGUUGGUUCUGUAACUGAUAUCGAACUUCAUUUAGGAGUCUUUGAAAACGAAUUCAAAACGGAACGUAGUAUGGUAUACGAUAGAACUGUUAAAGGACUUAAAACGGCUGAAAAUCAAAAUUUCAUGUCGAUAUAUAUUGAUACUAUGGAAUUUGAGAAUAAAACAAUUCAAGAUUGGGAAGCUACUAAUGCCAUUAAAGAUUUAAAAUAUAGAACAUCCAAAAAUCUAAUGGGUCAUAACUAUCGUUGUUACGUUACUGAAUUCGCUAAUCAGGUCCUUCAAUUGGCUGGCCAAAAAGGUAAAGGAAAUUACAUUGCAAAUUAUACAUCAGAUUUUAUAGAGGAUUGCACUCAUUUCAUUGAAAAUUGCGUAGAAUCUGAGCAUAUCGAAGCUCAGAAAGAUGUAGAAUUUAAUGAAAUUCUUCAUCAUGCAAUAAUGUGUGAAAGUUUAUAUAAAUCUAGUCCAAUUGAAAGAACUAGUGUUCUUAAACAAAUAAAGGAACUCCUUCUUCAAGAAGAUCCUAAUAGACAUCCUUAUGCGAUUUAUGGUGAAUCAGGAGUAGGAAAGAGUUGUAUUUGCGCCAAGAUUGCCAAACUGAUACCCGAUUGGUUGGGAGAGGAUACUAUUGUGCUAAUCAGAUUUGUUGCCACGUCUACGCCGUCUUGCAAUGUUAUAGAUCUGUUGCAUAGUAUAUGUUAUCAACUAUCAGCAAUAGCUCGUAUUCCUCUACCCAAAGUUGUAAUGGAUGUUAGCCAUCUAUCCAAAACUUUAAUAUCAUUAAUAAAAAAGAUAGAGGAGACUAUUGUUAUAAUACUAGACGGUAUUGAUGAAAUAGAUAAUAAUCAAAAUGCUCAUGAAUUAAGUUGGUUACCUGGUAUAUUACCUGAUGGUGUCUUUAUAAUAGUCAGCUUAUCCGAUGGCGUAGGAAGCAACUCAACAAUUAUCAGGGCCUUAAAUGACAAAAUGCCGGAAGAAGGAUGUGAAGAGAAUUUUUUAAAGGUAGAUAGGUUUAAUGAAGAGGAAGCUAAGGAAAUGAUAGAUUAUAUCCUAAAUAAAAAGAACAGGGUGUUGACACCCGAACAACGGUCAGUUAUAGACCAAGCUAUAAGCAAUUGCUCAAAUUCAUUAUACUUGAAAUUAUUAAUGGACGAAGCUGUCCUACUCAAAUCAUAUAAUGCCUUGGAUUUCAAACAUGUAGCCUGUAAUGUGCGAUUGGCCAUAGGAAAUUUGUUUAAAAAUCUUGAAUGCCACUACGGGAAGGAAACGAUAAAAUACGCUCUAUCCUAUAUAACAGUCUGCCGCGGUGGUGUAACUGCUACUGAACUUGAGGAUUUACUCUCUAUGAACGAUGAUAUUUUAGAUGAAGUUUAUAGGGAUCUUCAUCCACCUUUUGAACACUAUAUUCGAAUUCCUACUUUGCAUUGGGUGCGUAUUCGCCAUCAUAUUGACGACUUCCUCCUCGAAACACAUUGCGAUGGAAAAUUAACACUUACCUGGUUUCAUAAAGAGUUUCGAAAAGUUGUUAAAGAUAAGUAUCUGACACGACUCGAAGAUACCAUUCAUAAGCACAUAAGCGAUAUGUUUCUCCAAGAAAGCGAGCUUCGGAGAACCAUUAUUUUAAAACAUAGAAAGGUCACUAUAGAAAACGCAGACAGGCUUAUUCGUCCGCAAAAGACAAUACCCGGUAAUCGCAGGAAAUUAAAUUGCCUGCCCUAUCAUUUGGCCAGAUCGAAAGAGGUUAAUCCAAAAUUUCUUGAUAUCGCAAAAUGCAAAAUGUUCUUCUCACUGAAGUGGAUUAUUGCAAAAUUCAUUGCCUAUUGUCUGGACGAAGUAAUAUCUGACAUAGAAAGAUUCAAAGAACUUCUUCCCGUUGAGGGCGACAUAGAAUUAAAUCUAAUUGAAGAAACUUUAAAAGACUGCAGGAACUGUGAGAAUAUAGAACUCGACCCUGGCACAAUACCAAGGUUUAUUUAUGAGAGUUUGAAAGAUAAAACUCAUUUCAAAAAUGUUGAAAGCCUUAUAAACGAAUGUGAAAAUUGGGUUUCGGCGGACGAUAAAUAUAAAGAAAAGAGGAGUUAA